GUGUUUGUUUGGACUGGAGAAGGGAGGCGGCGGGCAAAGCGCACGUCGAGCGGGGUAGCGGCGCUGCCUGUGGAGAUCCGCGGAGGCCGACAGGAUUCGUUGGCUACCGUCCCCGCUGCCGUGCACUGGGUUAAAAACGACAACGAAAACCAACCAUGAAAGAUCCAAGUCGCAGCAGUACUAGCCCAAGCAUCAUCAAUGACGAUGUGAUUAUUAACGGUCAUUCUCAUGAAGAGGAUAAUCCAUUUGCAGAGUACAUGUGGAUGGAAAAUGAAGAGGAAUUCAACAGACAAAUAGAAGAGGAGUUGUGGGAAGAAGAAUUUAUUGAACGCUGUUUCCAAGAAAUGCUGGAAGAGGAAGAAGAACAUGAAUGGUUUAUUCCAGCUCGAGAUCUCCCACAAACUAUGGACCAAAUCCAAGACCAGUUUAAUGACCUUGUUAUCAGUGAUGGCUCUUCUCUGGAAGAUCUUGUGGUCAAGAGCAAUCUGAAUCCCAAUGCAAAGGAGUUUGUUCCUGGGGUGAAGUACUGACAUGUCUGAGCAGCCGGCCGCUUUUGGUGGAUGUAGCACAGUUUCCACACUGGGAAGGCAGUGUUAGAAGACUCCAUUGUAAAAGCUCUCUCGUCACUGUGUUACACUUACGCAUUGCCAAAGUUUUUGUUAGUCUUGCAUGCUUAAUAAAAGUGCUGAGACUGUUACUAAGUAAGAAGCUGUCACACAGUUACUGAAAGUAGAAUUGGCCACAUGGCUUAAUGUAAAGACAGCAAUGGAAGAAGCACCAGUCAAUUGUGACAAAGAACCAAAUUAAAUCACCUCCAAAUCUCA
Messenger RNA from Mus pahari (shrew mouse), 824 nucleotides. It is a transcript of the gene Paip2, whose product is annotated as poly(A) binding protein interacting protein 2. The record is from RefSeq and is a predicted model, not a curated record. The coding region runs from base 156 to 530 and encodes 124 amino acids. Gene Ontology annotation, molecular function: mRNA regulatory element binding translation repressor activity. Gene Ontology annotation, biological process: negative regulation of translational initiation. NCBI's taxonomy places the organism in Eukaryota, Metazoa, Chordata, Mammalia, Rodentia, Muridae. Gene Ontology annotation, cellular component: cytoplasm. The transcript is spliced from 4 exons.